Messenger RNA from Penaeus chinensis, 303 nucleotides. RefSeq lists its product as uncharacterized. Lineage: Eukaryota; Metazoa; Arthropoda; Malacostraca; Decapoda; Penaeidae. The coding region runs from base 1 to 303 and encodes 100 amino acids. The transcript has 2 exons. The record is from RefSeq and is a predicted model, not a curated record.
AUGCCGAGACAUAUCCUCCAGGUCUCAUUAAAAGACAAAAUCAGGAAUGAGGUAAUACGCAGCAGAUGUGGUAUCACAGAUAUAGUAGAGAAAGUCCAAGAGGCUACACUAAGGUGGUUCGAUCAUGUGUUGAGGAACCUUAGUGUGGAAGGUGACAGAGGUAGAGGAAGACCGCUUCAGAGAUGGAGCGAUAACAUCAAGAAGGACCUCGAGGAAAAAGGAUUAGCCGAAGGAGAUGUGGUGGACAGGGUUAGGUGGAGGAGAGCAACCAAAGCAGCUGACCCCAGGACAGUCUGGGACUAA